Messenger RNA from Aureobasidium uvarum, 1014 nucleotides. The record is from the annotation of a GenBank genome assembly. Lineage: Eukaryota; Fungi; Ascomycota; Dothideomycetes; Dothideales; Saccotheciaceae.
AUGAACAGUCCUCAGAAGGAGGCUGUAAUUAAGUCUCAGACACACUCUCCUUUAUUCAAACUACCGGGCGAGCUAAGAAACUGGGUCUAUGACCUUGCUCUCACACCAUCCACGUCCAUUAUUAAUCCUAGUUGGGAUACUACGAUUGAGCCAGAACACCAGCAGAUACCCAGCCUGGGUGUUGCUCUAUUAAGAACCUGCCGUGCCAUCUAUCUCGAGGCGAACGACUCAAUGGCGUUGAAGAAGGGGGACUUCGUAUUCACAAGGGUCGCUUAUAUCCAAGCAUUCUUUGCCAGGUUAUCGCUAGCACAAGCCAGCCAUAUUCAUCACAUCACAAUCGACUUCAGAGAAGCGGCAUCGGGAGACACAGCAUUGCAAAGCGAACAGAGCACAACCAUUGCCAAUGAAUGGAUACAUUACUUCUGCUGUACACAAGGAGCACAUAUGCAUAUGAUGGGCGCCUGGUGUGCAAAUCUCAGCAGCCUCAAAUCAGAUAUACCAUAUUUGCGCUCGUUAUGCUUUGACCUGACUAACUGGCAACCCGACCACGCAGGUUCACGGCUGGGCGGUUGGAGAUACUUGCAAUCACUGCUUCGGAAGACACGAGACCUGGACUCCUUCACGCUCAGAGGCAAGUGUCUUGACAGUCGCUUCUGGAGCUCACAGCCAGUACCGUGGAGCCUGGGAUUAUGGAUCUCUCCUGCUUUCGACAAAGACGAGUCGGUAUUGGUCGAUCUGAUGGGGCAGACAGUUCGUAUGGCGGGUGAAAAGGAAGUCAGGCUUAUAGAAUGGCACACUAAGGAUGGUGUCACGCUGCUGGCGGUGCGUGUUGUUGAGGCGCGUAAUGCUUGUCCACUGACGAGUGGUGAGCUCCACCUCUCGCGAGAUGGGAGGACGUCGUGGGAUUCCUUCCUUGAGUUCCAGGAUGAUCGAGUCGAGUCGACCAAAAGACGCAAGGCAUCGCUGCCUGCUAGUGGCGCCAUCUGGGAUGGACUACCCACAAUACAGGUUUAA